AUGGAGCACCCUCAAACCAUAGGCACCACAACAAGAAGGACCUGUUGUCAUACAAGCUUUUUCCGCGAUCUGACCUUGAUAGUAGUUUCCAUCUUUGUAAUUUUGAUGGCCAUCAUAGGCAUAGCUUGGCUUGCCAUGCACCCUCAUGACCCUUUUCUUGAGGUGAUAUCACUUUCUGUGACCAACUUCUCUGUCUCUGUCUCUGAUUCUGAGCUUAGAGGCAAGUAUGAGCUGUCACUAACCAUAACAAACCCAAACAAGAAAGUCCAAUUGGUUCUUGACAGUUUCAACGUGGGGCUGCUUUAUGGUCAUGUACUGCUCUCAGAGGCUGCAGGGCAACAAUCACCUUUGUUUGUUAACAAGAUGGAGAACAAGUGUGUGAAGGUUGAGUUGGCAGAGAGGAACUCACCAGAGUCGGUGAUGCAUGAGGAUCUGGUUGAAAACUGGAACAAAGGGGUGGUGAAGUUUAACGUGAAGAUGGGGGUGAGAGUUAGAUUUGAAGCUGGAAUCUGGCCAAGUAGGGAACAGUUCUUGCAUGCAUACUGUGGGGACUUGAAUGUGGGGUUUUCUCCAAAAGAGACAGGGAAGCUUUUGGGUGUAGGAAAGGAUUGCAACAUAGUCAAUGCAGGAUCUUAG
Lotus japonicus is the source of this 636-nucleotide messenger RNA. RefSeq names its product NDR1/HIN1-like protein 10. Gene Ontology annotation, cellular component: plasma membrane. Lineage: Eukaryota; Viridiplantae; Streptophyta; Magnoliopsida; Fabales; Fabaceae. Bases 1 to 636 code for a protein of 211 amino acids. The record is from RefSeq and is a predicted model, not a curated record. The transcript has a single exon.